Molecule: messenger RNA, 2159 nt
Organism: Triplophysa dalaica
Lineage: Eukaryota; Metazoa; Chordata; Actinopteri; Cypriniformes; Nemacheilidae
Gene: hrct1
Product: histidine rich carboxyl terminus 1
Exons: 10
Coding region: 130-1347 (405 amino acids)
Biological process (GO): carbohydrate metabolic process; chitin catabolic process
Cellular component (GO): extracellular region
Molecular function (GO): chitin binding; chitinase activity
Source: RefSeq, a predicted model, not a curated record
CAGAACCAGUGCAGACAAAUAUCAGACCAAACCACAUGUUGACACGGAAAGUGGUGCCUGUUUUUAACAUGCAGUCUGCUUUUAUCAGAUAAGUUUUGACCAGCUCUAGUUAAACAACAUAGUGGAGCAAUGCUGCUCAACAGAGCUCUUGUCUUCCUUUGCCUGGUGAUUGCAGAAGGUGCACAGACGGAACACAGGGUGACCUGUUAUCUGGAUGUUUUAACGCCUCGCACACGUCAGGGCCCGUGCACUCACAUCAUUGUUCCUGCGGCCUGGACCAACGGCACUUUUAACCCUCAAAGUUUGUCUGAGGAUGACUUUGAUGCUCUUGGGAAGAUGAAGGAAAGAAACCCAACUCUGAAGAUUUUACUUGGAUUGGAAGUCGAAGCAUCAAGAUUGGAGUUGAUGUUCUCUAGUGAGUCCAGUGUUGAAAACUUCACCCACACUUCACUGAGUUACCUGAAGGAAAAACAUUUCGAUGGCCUGGACUUGACUUGGGUGAACGGCCUUAGUUCGGAAUCGAGCGAUAGCUCAGAGCUACUCAGAAAUUUUCUGAAGAGUCUUAGAGAAGCGUUUGAGGAGGAGACACGUUCUUCUGAUCGGAUUCUGCUACUUUCUUUGUCUCUAUCACACCAGAAUGACCACAGCAGUGCGGUCGGAUGUGAUGUGCGGACACUUUUGCAGUAUGUGGACUUCAUCUCCCUUCUGCCUGCUCAUCUGGAAAAGGAUGGACCAUACAUUAACGAAACAAUCCAGCACUGGCAUGAUCAGCAGGUUGACCUGCAAAAGCUGAAUCUAGCCUUGCCUGCUUUCCUAUGGAGGACAGGUCGACGUCAUCACCACCAUCAUCAUCAUCCCAGCAAUAAUGACGAAAACACAGAGGAAGGAAAGAAACAUCACAUCCAAGGCGUUGGCUUAAAGCUGGCCAAUCGGGUCUGUCUGGCUAUAAAGAGCAGAGAGGAGUUCAUUACCUUAACAAGUCUCUCAGAUGAUCCCAGCCUUGUCAAGGAGGUGUCGUGGUUGCUCCAGAAGGGCUUUGGUGGCGUAGGUGCUGUCUUCAUAGAUAUGGAUGGUUUCUUUAACACUGUAUGUGACAGCAUCACUCAGGAUGAAAGGGCGAUUGUUAAAUCAAAGAUGAUUAUGCAUCACGGGCGUAGAGUUCAUGGGCUUGGUGGGCAUCAUCAUCAUCACCACGGUCGGGAACAUCACCAUAGUCACAGGGAUCACCAAUCUCAUCUUUCCCAUAGGAGCCAUGAUUUCAGUCACCAAAAUCAUAGACAUCGCCAUCAUCAUCGUCAUGGACACCAUGGUCAUCAUCACCAUCUCCCCCAUCCAACUCCUCAAUAGUCCAUAGAGAGACUGCUGGGUUUAGAGUGACUUCCAAGUUGCAUGUUGAUGUAAAUUAGGGUGAUAGUCACUUAUAAGUCCAUAGUAUCAAAAGCUUUAAAGUACAUUUGACAUUUUUCUUAUGAUUAUGCAUUUUAAAGGGGUCAUAUGACACGGCUAAAACGAAUAUUAUGUUUUUUUUUUAGAGAUAAAGUAAUGUGUGACACACGAUUUACGGUGCAUGUUUGUAUCGCCUCUCUGAUAUGCACAGAUUUUUUACAAAGCUCAUUGCUCUGAAAAGCGAGGUGUGCUAUGAUUGGCCAGUUAACCAGUGUGUAGUGAUUGGUUGAAUACUGCAAGCGUGUGACGGAAAUGUAACGCCUCUGACCAUAUUUGGAACAUCAGGUUCCUCUUCAAUUGUACUGACAGGUACGUCCACCUUACUUGCAUAUACGUUUGGGUGGUCUAGGUCAACUCAUACCACCAACUGAUGUAGAUUUGAGGGGGGUGUGGUUACAUGAGGUGUUUCAGAAAGGUCUGGGUGAGCACACGCUUUUAGAUAAAAUGCAUCUUUUGUUCCCACACGCAAUUUUACGUGUCUAAUACAUGCUUAUAACACACCAAAGACAAAGAAAAACACGUGUUCGUGCCAUAUGACCCCUUUAAGUCAAAUAUGACCUAUACGUGUUCUUUACAGGUGUAAUCAUUUCUUAUUUCUGAGAACUUCACAAUAUAAUUUUCUUUAUUAUAGUCUAUAUUUUAAUCUAUAUAAUGGUUUCUCAGUGCAUUUAUUACAAUUACUAGCAUUAUGAAAUAAAUAUAUGUAGCCUAAA